Messenger RNA from Trichomycterus rosablanca, 1828 nucleotides. RefSeq names its product peroxisome proliferator-activated receptor alpha a (gene pparaa). Gene Ontology annotation, biological process: negative regulation of transcription by RNA polymerase II; positive regulation of fatty acid metabolic process; hormone-mediated signaling pathway. Gene Ontology annotation, cellular component: nucleus. Gene Ontology annotation, molecular function: zinc ion binding; DNA-binding transcription repressor activity, RNA polymerase II-specific; RNA polymerase II cis-regulatory region sequence-specific DNA binding. NCBI's taxonomy places the organism in Eukaryota, Metazoa, Chordata, Actinopteri, Siluriformes, Trichomycteridae. The record is from RefSeq and is a predicted model, not a curated record.
AGCCAGAUUACAUAGCAGAGACUACAUAUCUCUGUAGUUGUAGAUUGGAAUGACCUGUGAUGUGUCCAAUUUAGCCUAUAAAGGCAUUUGGAUUGGACACAUCUUAUCAGAUGCGAGUACUUCUCACUUGUUCACUUCUAUUGGUGAGGCGCCAGGAAAUGUGCUCUGCAGCAAGAGGCAGGAGAGGAGUGUGUGGGGCUUGGACUUUGGCCCUGGCCAGGGCCAGAGCUAUUUAUUGGCUGCUGCUGCUAGAGCAAACUCGUGUGGAGUGAUCUGUCUAAUGAAUGAUCCAGUUCUUGCUGUUCCAUGGUGCAGCACCAUGGUAGAAAUGCCCAGUCCCUUUGGUCCGUUGUCCCCUGUGGAGAAUACACUGUUGGACAGCCCUUUAUGUGGGGAGCUGAUUAAGGAUGUGGAGUUAGAGGACAUUUCCCGAUCCUUCAGUGAUGAUGCCUUCAAACUGCUCUACCUGCCUGACUUCGACAAAUCCAGCACCAGGUCCAGCAGCCCUGUUAAUCUUGAUGUGGUGAGCCGAGCAUCCAGUCCCUCUUCAGCUGUAUCUGGAGCUAUCACAGGACAAGAUGAAAUCAGCUCCAACUCCUUAAAUCUUGAGUGUCGUGUGUGUGCCGAUCGUGCCUCUGGUUUCCACUAUGGAGUGCAUGCUUGUGAGGGGUGCAAGGGUUUCUUUAGGAGAACCAUCCGCCUCAAGCUGGAGUAUGACAAAUGCAUACGCAACUGUAAAAUCCAGAAGAAGAACCGCAACAAGUGCCAGUACUGCCGUUUCCACAAGUGCCUCUCAGUGGGCAUGUCCCAUAAUGCUAUCCGUUUUGGGAGGAUGCCACAGUCUGAAAAGCUGAAGCUCAAAGCAGAGCUAAAGACAGGUGAAAAAAAGGUGGCAGAGACACAAUUAGAUGAUUGGAAGACGUUGGCCAGACAAAUCCAUCAGGCCUACCUCCAACACUUCAAUAUGAAUAAGGCUAAAGCACGUGCCUUCUUUACUGGCAAGACCAGCUCACAGCCAAUUGUCAUCCAUGACCUGGACACUCUACAGCAAGCACAGCAUAUACUAGUCACUCAGCUGUUGGGAGAAAGCACAGACGACUUUGCACUUGCAGUGCAGACACAAGAGAUCGAAGACAGACUCUUCCACUGCUGUCAGUACACCACAGUGGAGAUGGUCACGCAGCUUACAGAAUUUGCCAAGACUGUGCCCGGGUUCGCCAGCCUCGACCUGAACGAUCAGGUGACAUUGUUGAAGUAUGGCGUCCACGAGGCAUUUUUUGCCUUGCUGGCCUCUUGCAUGAACAAGGAUGGACUGUUGGUGGCACAGGGUGUGUGCUUCAUCACCCGAGAGUUCUUUAAGAGCCUUCGCAGGCCCUUCAGUGAAAUGAUAGAGUCCAAGUUCCAGUUUGCCAUGCGAUUUAAUGCUUUUGAGCUGGAUGACAGCGACCUUGCACUGUUCGUAGCAGCUAUCAUCUGCUGUGGAGACCGACCGGGACUGGGAAAUGUUUCACAGGUGGAGCGCAUUCAGGAAAAUAUCAUUCACGCUCUACGGCUCCAUCUGCAGACCAACCAUCCCGACAAUGCCUUCCUCUUCCCUAAACUCCUGCAGAAGCUAGCUGACCUUCGGCAGCUUGUAACAGAACAUGCUCAGUUGGUCCAGGCCAUUGAGACGACACAGGACACCUGUCUACAUCCACUUCUGCAGGAAAUUUACAAGGAUAUGUACUGACCUUCAAACUGGUAGCAGAUUCUGAGGUGGCCAAUGAUUACUGUAUUAACCUGCUUUGACUAACUGAAGGUCUGAUAUUAAAACUCAAAGCAUUAUAAA